This is a messenger RNA of Serpula lacrymans var. lacrymans S7.9, 2137 nucleotides long. RefSeq lists its product as uncharacterized. Gene Ontology annotation, biological process: translation. The transcript is spliced from 7 exons. Gene Ontology annotation, molecular function: structural constituent of ribosome. The coding region runs from base 77 to 589 and encodes 170 amino acids. The record is from RefSeq and is a predicted model, not a curated record. Gene Ontology annotation, cellular component: ribosome; cytosolic large ribosomal subunit. NCBI's taxonomy places the organism in Eukaryota, Fungi, Basidiomycota, Agaricomycetes, Boletales, Serpulaceae.
ACCCAAAAAUCCACAGGGUAGGCUCAUCACACCGUCGACCACGUCAACACCUCAAGAUCAAGUUUAACAAAAUAAGAUGGGUCUUCAAGAAUACCAGGUUGUCGGGCGCCAUUUGCCCACGGAGUCGGACCCCACUCCCAAGAUCUAUCGCAUGCGCAUCUUUGCACCCAAUGAAGUCGUCGCGAAGUCGAGGUUUUGGUACUUCCUGAGACAAUUGAAGAAAGUUAAGAAAGCCAAUGGUGAAAUCAUUGGUGUUAACGUUAUUCACGAGAAGAAGCCCUUGAAGAUCAAGAACUUCGGUAUCUGGCUCCGUUACGAUUCCCGUUCGGGAACGCACAACAUGUACAAGGAGUUCCGUGAGCUCUCGCGUGCUGAUGCCGUGAAGAGUCUCUACCAGGACAUGGCAGCUAGGCAUCGUGCUCGUUUCCGCUCCAUUCACAUCCUUCGUGUUGUUGAGAUCGAAAAAUCGGAAGAUGUCCGCCGACCAUACAUCAAGCAGCUCCUUGUCCCCAGACUCAAGUUCCCCCUGCCUCAUCGUGUGCCGAAGAUUACCUCGACCUUCAUCGCCAACCGCCCUGCUACCUUCUGAUUGUGGGUACAUGUGGAAGAGAGGCUAAAAUUUACCUGCGAUCUUGUCAUGUAUUCCUUCUAGGUCUUAUUAUGUGAUUCGACCCGCACAUGCAUUAUGGCACUUAUGCCUAUGAUUUCCAAGGUCUCUGCUUUUGCGUACCUAAGAUGCAAACGUGAUCUCCAGUUCCGGACGAAGUCGUUUAUGCAGAGCCAUGUCACCUUGUUAACUUGCAGCAGUCUAUCACACGUUGAAUUGCAGAAAUCCAUAGCACAUUUCAACGUGGUGUGUACAUGAGGACAAAUGCUUGAUGAACAUCGAACGCUCCAUGACAAUCCUGGAUUUGAGAUUGACAUAAGUAUGCCAAUUCACACUCAAAAUCUCCCAAGAAAAAAAAAGUCUGAUCGAUGUUGUUCCCUUAUUGUAUUGUUUCAGACUUUUAUGUCACAGUAUCUCUUCAAAGGCGAUUGCGCCGGCAUCGAUUGCAUGACAUCAUUUGGCAGCCACGGCAGCGGAAAAGAUAGUGAGGCAAAUGCACGUUACAAUUUUCGCAUCGUCCACCCCCGCGACGAUAUGUCCAUCUUGUAUGCGCACAUUCGUGGUUCUCCCUCAGAUCAUCCAUGGCUUCUCGUACCAAUUCUUGCCUGUAAGCCUCCCAAGGAUCAGUCUGAGUUUGCAGACCCGAUGUUCGACGAACUGUGCGAGUUGCGGCUCCAGGGGCAGCAGUAUGUGGCCUUGCAUUGACAGGUGCUGCUACAGGAGCGCGAACCUCUACUCGUGCCGGCACUGCUCGUGGAUGUGCUACUGGCAGAGUGCGAAGGGUUUCCAAACGGGCACGUAAUUGAUCACCAUGUUGAUUUGCUGGGAGAGGUUGUGGUUGUUGCCUCUGUGCAGCAGUACGAGGGGCUUGACCAACCUGAACAUUAGCACGACGUAAUUGAUCAGCAUAUUGGUUUACUGGGAGAGCUUGUGGCUGUUGCCUCUGUGCAGCAGCACGAGGAGCUUGACCAAGCUGAAUAUCAACACGGCGUUCUGCGGCAGCGAGUAACCUGGUCUCAUCCCACUGCGGACAUCUGCACGAUUUCCAUCUGGCUGUGCACACAUAGCAGAAUUCUGUCCUGCAUCGACAAGUCAUAUGGAAGCACCCCAUGUUAAGCUCAAUCAUUUGUGCACAACCUGGACAUUGUGCCCAGCCUUGCCUCUUGCUGAGUGUGAGGACUUGUUCGGUGGUCUGAUCAGGCUGGCAGGAGUGUAGCCAACCGUCAUAUUUGCCUCUGCAUUUCCCGCAGGUAACCAUGGUGCACCCGGGAGCCUUGCACGUGUACGUCUUUCCUCCGAAGCCCUCAUGAAGUGGGCCCAAGAAGUGACUGCAUGCAGGGGCAGCGCAGUAGACACGCUUCAGAGCUCCGAAUUCUACGAUCUUUUCUUGGAAGGUGCGCAACAGAGUUGCGCUUAGGUGAUGUUGUACCAUUGCAAGCGAUAUAUUUUGCCUGCAGCAGCGCGGGGGAAACAAACUUUCGUCACGGGUGGCCGAUUCGAACAGGCUGGUUAUGCACGCAAUAUCGUAGU